AUGAUGGAGCCGCCAUGCAAGAGCGGAUGGGUCCAACUUCAAGCAGCGACGGCCACCGACGUCUCGGUUCUCGGACGCAAGCGCCGGUGGGUGACGCUCGGCGUCGUGCGAGGCCACCCGAUUCUGUACGUCUCGAAAGCGCCGACGUCGGCGCCGGUCGGUGGCCUCCGCCUCGAGGUCGUCACGCACUUGUCUGUUGCCCGCGACGUGUGCCAAAUCGUUCUUGCUUCGCCGGGCGCCGAGCCAGUGACCGUGUCUUUGAGCACGCCGGCAGCCGCCGAAUGGCUCGACGCGCUGCUCUAUGUUCAGUCUUCCAGCAACGCGACACUCCAGAGCGACGCGUCGUACAUGGCCGAGGAGGCCCGUCGCCUCCAGCAGCAGCUCAUCGCCGCCGUCGCCGACCUCGAUCGAGACGCAACGAAGUGGGACAAGUCGACAGUCCACGCCGGUGCCACCAUCGACGUCUCGUUUCACUUGCCACCACACAAAUCAGUGGCAGCUCGGAUUCAAAUGGGCGUCGACUUGGCACCCGACGCAGCCUACGCAGUUCUUAGCAACGCGCUGGACCUCUACGGACCCUUGGGCUACGUCUUUGGCCAUUCCGCCUGCACCUUGCAUGAGAGCCGUACCGACAGCAUUCUUGACGCCGCGUAUCGUAUUCGAGGCACCAAGCCCCGGCGUGCAGUGCUAUUGCAGGCAAAAUGCGCGCCCGUUAUGGCCGUCGCAUCGCUCAACUGGGAAGAGGGUCUCUUGUGGGCCCACGAUGCGACAGCUGCACUCGAUACCUCCAGUGUACGACUCGUCAUGUACCCCUCGGGGUUGGUGGUGCGGCCGGGCGCGACGCCGGAGUCGGCCAUUGCCACGCUCUUCAUUCACGUCGACGUCGGUGGUCUGGCGCAGUCGGUGCUCCGUACCGUAGCAUGGACCACGCCGUCGACGAUGCUGUGUUUGCUCGUCGACGACCUCUGCGCGGUGCUAAGGGCUUGA
Molecule: messenger RNA, 987 nt
Organism: Saprolegnia diclina VS20
Lineage: Eukaryota; Oomycota; Saprolegniomycetes; Saprolegniales; Saprolegniaceae
Exons: 4
Coding region: 1-987 (328 amino acids)
Source: RefSeq, a predicted model, not a curated record